Molecule: messenger RNA, 789 nt
Organism: Rotaria sordida
Lineage: Eukaryota; Metazoa; Rotifera; Eurotatoria; Philodinida; Philodinidae
Source: the annotation of a GenBank genome assembly
AUGGACAAUAGUAAAUUAACAAUUGCUACUAAUGUAAAACCUCAUGCUAUUAAAACACUUGAUCAUCCUCCACCAGUAUCCAAAUUAUAUUAUUCUACUUCAAGUAAACAAGAAGAAAUGUAUAAGAUAAUACAAGAAUUAUUGCAUUUUGGAUUAAUUCGUCCAUCUGAUUCUCCAUAUGCAGCACUAGCAUUACUGGUAGCUAAGCACGAUGGUACAUGGAGAAUGGUAGUCGAUUAUAAAAAAUUAAAUAAUAUUACUAUUAAGGAUAAUCAUCCAUUACCCAAUAUGAAACAAGCAAUACAAUUAUUAGGUGGUGGUUAUAAAUUUUUUUCCAAACUUGAUAUGAAGAGUGGAUUUUGGCAAAUUCCAAUUAAAGAACAAGCCAAAUUUAAAACUGCAUUUAUUACACCAGAUGGUCUUUUCGAAUGGAAUGUGCUGGCUCAAAGUCUCAAGAAUAUCCCACUAUCUUUUCAACGAGUAAUGACUGAUAUAUUAUCUACAUGUCGGCAAUUCUCGUUGGUUUAUAUUGAUGAUAUCGUGGUGUGUUCUCGUUCAUUUGAAGAACAUCUCAAUCAUCUUACACAAGUAUUAUCUGCUUUAUCCAAACAUAAUUUUCAAUUUAACCCGAUCAAAUAUAGUAUUUUUCAUCAACAAAUCGAUUACUUAUCUCAUACGAUAUCUAAACAUGGUGUUAAAUCAACCAAUGAAAAAAUUCAAGCAAUUAUUAAAUUACGACAACCUACUAAAUUAGCUGAAGCAAAUAAAUUUCUUGAUGCUCUUUCGUAG